This is a messenger RNA of Triticum dicoccoides, 995 nucleotides long. Its product is annotated as aquaporin PIP2-3-like. Gene Ontology annotation, molecular function: channel activity. Gene Ontology annotation, biological process: transmembrane transport. NCBI's taxonomy places the organism in Eukaryota, Viridiplantae, Streptophyta, Magnoliopsida, Poales, Poaceae. The transcript has a single exon. The record is from RefSeq and is a predicted model, not a curated record. The coding region runs from base 42 to 920 and encodes 292 amino acids. Gene Ontology annotation, cellular component: membrane.
UGUUUUCUUCCCGAAUUCACCAGCUCGAUAGAUAUCAAAAUAUGGCGGCGGGAGAAGGCAAGCUGAGUACGGAGGCCAACGUUAAUUCCGGCACUACAAUGAGCAGCAAGGACUACCUGGACCCUCCUCCAACGCCGCUGCUGGACGCCGGCGAGUUGGGCAAGUGGUCCUUGUACCGGGCCACCAUUGCCGAGUUUACCGCCACACUCCUCUUCGUCUACGUCGCCGUGGCCACCGUCAUCGGCCACAAGCGCCAGACCGACGCCCAGGCGUGCAGCGGCGCCGGCGUACUGGGCAUCGCGUGGGCGUUCGGCGGCAUGAUCGCCGUCCUCGUUUACUGCACCGCCGGUAUCUCCGGCGGCCACAUCAACCCCGCAGUCACGUUCGGGCUGCUGCUGGCGAGGAAGGUCUCGCUUCCCAGAGCCUUCCUCUACAUGGCGGCGCAGUGCCUCGGCGCCAUCUGCGGCGCCGCCAUGGUGAGGGCCGUGCACGGCGCGCACCACUACGUGCUCUACGGCGGCGGCGCCAACGAGGUCGCGCCGGGGUACUCCAAGGUGGGGGCGCUGCUGGCCGAGGCCGCCGGCACAUUCGUUCUCGUGUACACCGUGUUCUCGGCGACCGACCCGAAACGAAUGGCGAGGGACUCCCACGUGCCGGUGCUGGCGCCGCUGCUCAUCGGGUUCGCCGUGCUGAUGGCGCACCUGGCCACAAUCCCCGUCACCGGCACCGGGAUCAACCCGGCGAGGAGCCUUGGGGCCGCCGUGGUGUACAAUGGGAAGAAGGCGUGGGCCGAUCAGUGGAUCUUCUGGGUCGGGCCUUUGGCCGGCGCCACCGUCGCCAUGGCCUACCACCAGUACGUCCUCAGGAACGGCGCCGCCAAGCACUCCUUCGGCUCCAACAACGACGACGUCGAAGCCUAGGCCAGCACCAUCGUUCGUCAACAUACGUCACGUACUUGGUUGGUUUCAGAUCCACAUAUAUUACGUACUAUAUGG